GCCCACGGCGGGGGUACGUGGACGCGGUUGCCUCGGGACCCAGGAACCCUCCGGUCUGGCCGGCGGGGAAGGACUGAGGCCGUGGCCCGCCCCGCCCGGCUCCCGCCGCUGCUGUCCGGGACCAAAAGAUGCGCUCCAGUGUGCCCCUGCCCCUGCCCCUGCCACUGCUGCUGCUGCUGCUGCUAGCCCCAGGGCCUGGGGUGCAGGGCUGCCCGUCUGGCUGCCAGUGCAACCAGCCACAGACAGUCUUCUGCACUGCCCGCCAGGGGACCACGGUGCCCCGAGAUGUGCCGUCUAACACAGCAGGCCUGUAUGUCUUUGCCAACGGCAUUACUACACUCGAACCAGGUACCUUUGCCAGCCUGCCAGGCUUGCAGCUCCUGGACCUAUCACAGAAUCAGAUCACCAGCCUGCCCAGUGGUGUCUUCCGGCCACUUGCCAACCUUAGCAACCUGGACCUCACUGCCAACAGGCUGCGUGAGAUCACCAAUGAGACCUUCCGCGGCCUGCGGUGCCUGGAGCGCCUCUACCUGGGCAAGAACCGAAUCCACCACAUCCAGCCUGGUGCCUUUGAUGCACUUGAUCGCCUCCUGGAGCUCAAGCUGCAAGACAACGAGCUUCGGGCACUGCCCCCGCUGCGCCUGCCGAGCCUGUUGCUGCUGGACCUCAGUCACAAUAGCCUCCUGGCCCUGGAGCCGGGUGCCCUGGACACCGCCAAUGUAGAGGCGCUGCGGCUGGCUGGCCUGGGGCUACGGCAACUGGAUGAGGGGCUCUUUGGCCGCCUGCGCAAUCUACACGACCUGGAUGUGUCAGACAACCAGCUGGAGUUUGUGCCACCUGCCAUCAGGGGUCUACAGGGACUGACACGCCUGCGGUUGGCUGGCAACACCCGCAUUGCCCAGCUGCGGCCUGAGGACCUGGCCGGCCUGGCAGCCCUGCAGGAGCUGGACCUGAGCAACUUGAGCCUGCAGGCCUUACCACAUGAGCUUUCGGGCCUCUUCCCCCGCCUGCGGCUCCUGGCAGCUGCCCGAAACCCUUUCAAUUGUGUGUGCCCCCUGAGCUGGUUCAGCCCUUGGGUGCGGGAGAACCGAGUGGCACUGACCAGCCCGGAGGAGACGCGCUGCCACUUCCCGCCCAAGAAUGCUGGCCAGAUGCUCCUGGACCUCGACUAUGCCGACUUUGGUUGCCCAGCCACCACCACCACGGCUACAGUGCCCACCACAAGGUCCUUGGCGUGGGAACCCACACCCUUGUCUUCCAGCCCAGCCCCCACCUGGCAAAACCCCACGGAGCCUGCUGCCAAAGCCCCGAGCCUGCCACCUGCCACCCCACCCACUGUGGGAGCUGACCCUCAGCCCCAGGACUGCCCAGCAUCCAUCUGCCUCAACGGGGGUACUUGCCACCGGGGGGCUAGGGGCCACCUAGCCUGCCAGUGCCCUGAAGGCUUCACUGGUCUGUACUGUGAGAGCCUGAUGAAGCAGGGGCUAUGGCCCUCCCCGACCCCAGCCACACUGAGGCCUCCAGGGCCCCUGCCCCUCGGGAUCGAGCCAAUAAGCCCCACCUCCCUGAGGGUAGGGCUGCAGCGCUACCUGCAGGGCAGUACCGUGCAGCUCAGGGGCCUCCGCCUCACUUACCGAAACCUGUCAGGCCCUGACAAGCGGCCGGUGACACUGCGGCUGCCCGCCUCACUUGCGGAGUACACGGUCACACAGCUUCGGCCCAAUGCCACCUACUCCAUCUGUGUCAGGCCCCUGGGGGCUGGGCGGAUGCCUGAGGGCGAGGAGGCCUGUGGAGAGGCCCACACCCCCCCAGCUGUCCGGUCUAACCAUGCCCCGGUCACACAGGCCCGAGAGGGCAACCUGCCGCUCCUUAUUGCGCCUGCCCUGGCUGCCGUGCUCCUGGCUGCCCUAGCUGCUGUAGGGGCAGCCUACUUCGUGCGGCGGGGGCGGGCCGCGGCAGCUGCAGCUCAAGGCAAAGGGCAGGUGGGGCCUGGGCCCCUAGAGCUGGAGGGGGUGAAGGCCCCCUUAGAACCAGGCCCCAUGGCAAGUGAGGGCGGUGGGGAGGCCCCACCUGGUGGGCCUGAGUGUGAGGUGCCACUCAUGGGCUACCCAGGGCCUGGGCUCAAAGGGCCCCUUCCCACUAAGCCCUACAUCUAAGCUGGGAGUGAUGGACUAUUGGGCUGGGCUCUCAGCCCUGCUGGGACUGAAUAGUGCCCUCCUGCUAUAAGAUCAAGAAGUUCUCAGAUCCAUAAGAUGAGGACACAUCAGGGCAGGGGCUGUGUGAUUAUAGCAAGUCCCUGACCUUCUCUGGACCUUGGUCUCCUCAUCUAAGAUGCUAGGACCCAGGUGAAGACCUCUAAGGACCCCCAGAGCCCAAGUGCCUCUGAGGAUGGCGUCUGCCCUGUCCUCUGCCAUGUGCAACCUCGGGUGGAGCAGGGCAGGCAGGUUCUGCCGUGUGCUGGUAACACAGGCCUAGGGCUGCUAGGCCCUCAACCCAAGGAGACUCGGGGGGUCAGUGAAGGAAGCCCCCAGAAAGAGAGAAGAGGGAAAGUGGGGGUAAGGAUGGGUAUGGAGCCCAGCCUUGGCCCCAGGGAGUGAAGUAACAAAUGAAACUGGAAAGAAUGACGCUUUAGGAACAAGUUUUGCUUUUGUUUUUUAAAAUAUAUUUAUAAGAGAUCCUUUCCCAUUUAUUCUGGGAAAAUAGUUUUCAAACUCAGAGACAAGGACUUUGGUUUUUGUAAGACAAACGAUGAUAUGAAGGCCUUUUAUAAGAAAAAAUAAAAAAUAAAAUAAAAUGAGUGUAUUUUUGGCAUGACCCCAGGGCUCCUGGACUGGGUGGAGGGAGGGUAAGGGUGCAGGGUAGGUGUAAAGGGACAGCCCUCUGGGGAACUGGGGGCCAGGACCCCUCUCCCCAGUGGACACCAGGCCCUGGACAGCAUUCCUUGGGCUUG
Eptesicus fuscus (big brown bat) is the source of this 2950-nucleotide messenger RNA. It is a transcript of the gene VASN, whose product is annotated as vasorin. The record is from RefSeq and is a predicted model, not a curated record. Lineage: Eukaryota; Metazoa; Chordata; Mammalia; Chiroptera; Vespertilionidae. Bases 129 to 2156 code for a protein of 675 amino acids. The transcript has 2 exons. Gene Ontology annotation, cellular component: plasma membrane. Gene Ontology annotation, molecular function: protein binding.